Messenger RNA from Notolabrus celidotus (New Zealand spotty), 2673 nucleotides. RefSeq names its product syntaxin binding protein 3 (gene stxbp3). Gene Ontology annotation, biological process: neurotransmitter secretion; intracellular protein transport; vesicle-mediated transport. The record is from RefSeq and is a predicted model, not a curated record. The transcript is spliced from 19 exons. Gene Ontology annotation, cellular component: plasma membrane; secretory granule. Gene Ontology annotation, molecular function: syntaxin binding. The coding region runs from base 82 to 1860 and encodes 592 amino acids. NCBI's taxonomy places the organism in Eukaryota, Metazoa, Chordata, Actinopteri, Labriformes, Labridae.
CACACUUGGUGAUGCAAAUGACGUCACAACCCACGCACAUUGGACAGGAAGAGGCGUAAAGGAAGAAAAAAAAAAAACAAGAUGGCAACGGGCUCAGAUCACGGGCUACAAAGAAUAGUUUGGAAAAAAAUAAGAGACACAAUCAUCGCAGACUGCAGAAAAUCUGAAGUAUGGAAGAUAUUAAUUCUGGACCCCUUCACCACCAAGCUCCUCUCAUCAUGCUGCAAAAUGUCCGACCUACUGGCAGAGAAAAUUACAAUUGUGGAGGACCUUUUCAAAAGCAGAGAGCCUGUACAAGAGAUGAAGGCAAUCUACUUCAUGUCCCCGACUGCAAAGUGUGUGGAGGCUUUUAUUGCUGACUUCAAGACCAAACCCAAAUACAAAGCAGCAUAUGUUUAUUUCACCGACUACUGUCCAGAUGACCUGUUCAACAAAAUGAAGCUGAACUGUGCAAAGUACAUACGAGUCUGUAAGGAGAUAAACAUGUCCUUCAUGCCACAAGAGGCACAAGUCUUCACAUGUGAAAAUACGGGGGCUUUCCAAAACAUCUACAGUCCCAAGAGUCAGGACAAAAAGAAGACACUGGAGACACUUGCAGACCAGCUCGUCACUCUCUGCGCCACGUUGGACGAAUACCCAGGGGUCAGAUACAAGAAAGACGGCAACAUGGAGAACGCCAAGACCCUGGCAGAGCUGGUGGACAACAAGCUGGCCAGCCACUAUGAAAUGGAUGAAAGUGGCAAGAAGAAGGGCAAGACUCAGGCUCAGCUGCUGAUCGUGGAUCGAGGUUUUGACCCUGUAAGUCCCAUCCUGCAUGAGCUGACCUACCAGGCCAUGACUUACGACCUUAUUGAUAUCCAGGAUAACAUCUACAAGUACAAGGGUAAAGACGGCUCAGAGAAGCAGGCCCGGCUGAAUCAGGAGGACAUGCUCUGGGUUGAGCUGAGGCACAAACACAUCGCUGAUGUCUCAGCACAAAUCCCCAAGAUGGUGAAGGAGAUCUCUGCUAACAAGAAACAACCGGAUGGGAAGAUCACCAUAAGCAACCUGGCCCAGAUGAUGAAGAAGAUGCCUUCUUUCCGUAAACAGCUGACUGAGAAAACCGUUCACCUGCAGCUGGCCGAGGACUGCAUGCAGCAUUAUUCAAACAAUGUGGAGAAACUCUGCAAAGCUGAGCAGGACCUUGCAGUGGGGUCGGACGUGGAAGGGGUGAAGGUGAAAGAUCCCAUGAGGACCCUCCUGCCUGUGCUGCUGCACCCGUACAACAUCCACGAUAAGAUCCGAGCUGUGCUGCUCUACAUCUUCAGCCUCAGUGGAACAACAGACGAGAACUUAAGCAAACUCAUCCAGCAUGUAAAGAUCGAGCAUGAACAAGAGUUUAUCCUGAAUUGGAAGGAACUGGGGGUCCCAAUCAUCACAACGCCUAGUUUCUUUUCUAGAAAACCAACCAGGCGGGAUCGUUCCAACGAGGAGAAGUACAACCUCUCUAGAUGGACUCCUGUUAUUAAAGAUGUGAUGGAGGAUGCCGUGGAGAACAAACUGGACACCAAGGAAUGGCCACACCAGUCUGAGUGUCCUGCUGCCUGGAACGGCUCUGGGGCUGUCAGUGCCCGUCAGAAGCACAAAGCCAGUGCUCAGGACGAUCGCCGGACGGGCGCGCGCCUCAUCAUCUUUAUUCUGGGAGGAGUGUGCUUCUCAGAGAUGCGCUCUGCCUACGAGGUCACCCAGGCAGUGAAAUCAUGUGAGGUUAUCAUAGGUUCCACUCACAUUUUGACCCCGACCAGUCUGCUGGAGGACAUCAAGGCCCUCAGCAAAGGCCCCGUCGAGACUUUUACAAUCGAUGAAAGGAGCACUGCCUGACAUGUUUAGCUCUUCAGCGAAUGCAAACUACCCCUGCUUCCAUGCAUCUUAUCUCCCUCAGCACACUGCACUCAUCUCAACUUCCUCAAAGGAAAACUGAAGGGAAAUUAUCUUAUACUUAUCUUUUAACACAAUUUUCAAACCUGGUGCACAUGUCCAGUUGGCAUGAGGGCAAAUCUUCUUUAAUUUGGUCAUGUCAGGGAGAUUAUUCUUAAAGAAGGAAGAAUAGAUUUGAAUAAUGUAGAUCAAAUUAAGAGUGAAUGUACCUCAUCCCACUUCUAGCAUUUUUUUUUUUUAAAGUUAUAUUUUUGGGGCUUCUUGCCUUUUAUUAUAUAGGACAGCUGAAGAGAGACAGGAAAUGUGGGGAGUAGAGAGUGGGGGAAGAGUGGUCGACCAACCGGGAAUCGAGCCGGCGACCCCUGCGACGAGGACUGUAGCCUCUGUAUGUGGGGCGCUUAGACCGCUAGGCCACCAGCGCCUCACUUCUAGCAUUUUAAGUACAAAUUUUCUAAUCUGCAUGUUUGUUUUUGCUUUUUGUCCAUUAAGAAAAUGUUGUUUGUGUUACACGUUGAAAGACCUCUGAGAAGCAUUCAGAGAAAGAGCGAUGCGGGUAAAGUAAUGAAAACUUCAUGUAUAUACUGUAUGUAAGCACUAAGGCCCUGCUGUGUUAUUCUGACUUUUUGAGUCACUACUGUUUGUAAACACCUAAUAUAAAUUUAAAGAGUGUUUUUAACAAAGAUUAUUUACCUUUUUCUUGAAUUGAACAACUGACUAAUAAACGGAUGAAGUGGUUCAAAUCCUGGCUUGAUUCCA